Tarenaya hassleriana is the source of this 1147-nucleotide messenger RNA. RefSeq lists its product as uncharacterized. Bases 192 to 893 code for a protein of 233 amino acids. Lineage: Eukaryota; Viridiplantae; Streptophyta; Magnoliopsida; Brassicales; Cleomaceae. The transcript has 2 exons. The record is from RefSeq and is a predicted model, not a curated record.
CACUCUCUGAUAUAUUCAAAUAUAUCACAAGCACUAGAAAAAGUGACAUGGUAUCAGAGCCUGGUUCGAGGUAAGUGUUUGUGAUAUGAAUCUUGUUUAUUUCUUUCUAAUUUUUCGCUGUGAAAUCAGGGAAUAAGACCACCAAAAGCUCUGCCCUCUCGGUCUAAAUAAAACCGAAGAGGAGAACCACAAUGGCAAAGUAUGUAUUGUCUCAUGAAGACUACAAAAUAGUUGCAACAUUUGAGUAUAUUCGAAAAUUUCGAAUAAUUGAAGAUGCUCGGGGGAUGAUAGAUGAAGAUGAGAGGGAUCAUGCAAAUGAGGCUGUGUGGAUCGAACUCAACAAUCUCCACCCGGAUUUAAGCAUCAUGCAACGUAAGAUUUUUAUGUUUCUCGGUAUACUUAGUGGUAAAUUCAAUAAACUAACCAUGCAGGUCUUAACUUCAAAAGAAUCACUCACCAUACAAGAGGUGAGAUCUUUGUGGGUUAAAGAUCAUUUGGCUCGAUGGAAUGAAACCACGAAUUACUCAGAGAAUGAGCUUACGGAGAUGACAGUCCGAGAAUUCUUUUUAACUCAUAUGAAGCCUACAAUGAUUUUAAAACCAAAGGAGCCAUCUUGGAGGAUACUUGAACAAGUCCUUAUGACCAAUAAGGAGUUGUUGAGCCGUUUGUUAACAUGCUCAAGGAAGAACAAUGGCUACCAUGGAAUCGUGGAUGAACUAAGAGCAACAUUUCAAAGAUUCGAUGACAUCCAAAAAUGGCGAAAUUGGAAGAGUACAAAAAAAAAAAUUAUUCGCUCUUCAAGAUUGGACUUUCGAAAAAUCUUCAAGCCAAUCUUGAGGGGGAAUGUUAACAUGACAAGAUAUUUGGCUCAUAUGCACAUGCAGAUGUGGUGAUGAUCUUAAGGCAUGAACUUGAUCACUCAAACAUGCAUGGAAGGAUUGAUGAGGUGGCUGCCAACUCAGCUAGCCGUUUCCCACUUUCCAUGAAUGAAGAUCUAAAUCUACAAGAUUGAUUCAAGAUAGAAGAUUGCAUUCCAUACAUAUAUAUAGUAGCCGUUUGUGAUUUAUAUUUUUGCCUUAUUUCUUUGAUUCUAUUUAUAUAUAUAUAUAUAUAUAUAUAUGUACAUUGACUAGAAUAAUAACAAGAU